Lycium ferocissimum is the source of this 1258-nucleotide messenger RNA. RefSeq names its product auxin-responsive protein IAA27-like. Gene Ontology annotation, biological process: regulation of DNA-templated transcription. Bases 201 to 1067 code for a protein of 288 amino acids. The record is from RefSeq and is a predicted model, not a curated record. Lineage: Eukaryota; Viridiplantae; Streptophyta; Magnoliopsida; Solanales; Solanaceae. The transcript has 5 exons. Gene Ontology annotation, molecular function: protein binding. Gene Ontology annotation, cellular component: nucleus.
GUUCCAAUACUAAUAGUACUGCACAGUUUAUUUAUUCCAAAAAUUAACUGAGUCUACAAAAGCACCAAACAAGUUUCUUUUUCUGCAUCAACAAAACCACGUUCUCAACCAAAAUCACUUCUCUUAAGAAAAAAGUUGCCUUCUUUUUCAUUUCUUCCAUAGUUUCUUGAAUUCUUGUUUUGAAAUUUCAGUACCCUUCAAUGUCUAUACCAUUAGAACAUGAUUACAUUGGUUUAUCAGAACUGGAAAAAAGUUCUGAUAAAAUAUCUUCUUCUUCAUCUUCCUCUGUUAAUCAGAAAAAUACUGAUGUUCUCAACCUUAAAGAGACUGAGCUGAGACUUGGGUUGCCUGGUUCUGAGUCUCCUGGGGUUUCUAUUUUUGGCAAAGAUUUGGAAAAUAAAAGUUUGGGUCUUAACCCUUUAAGCAACUUAACAUCAAGAACAAAAAGGGGGUUUUCUGAUGCCAUUGAUGCAUCUGGAAAAUGGGAUUUAUCUAUUAAUUGCAGAUCCGAAACUGAUGGGGAUAAAGGAAACUUGGUGUUUUCCCCAAAAAGAAAUGGAGGUUCAAGGCCUGUUGAAGAAAAAAAGUCUAUUACUACUUCAAAGGCACAAGUUGUAGGAUGGCCACCAAUUAGGUCAUUCAGGAAAAAUACACUGGCUACUAAGAAAAAUGAUGGUGAAGGGAAAACAGGUUCAAGUAAUUGCCUUUAUGUGAAGGUUAGCAUGGAUGGUGCUCCAUAUUUGAGGAAGGUUGAUAUCAAAACUUACAGCAACUAUGCACAGCUCUCAUCAGCACUUGAAAAGAUGUUCAGCUGCUUCAGUAUUGGUCAGUGUACCAGUGAUAGACUUCCAGGGCAAGAGAAACUUAGCGAAAGUCACUUGAUGGAUCUUCUCAAUGGUUCUGAGUAUGUGCUGACUUAUGAAGACAAGGAUGGUGAUUGGAUGCUCGUCGGAGAUGUUCCUUGGGAGAUGUUCAUAGACUCAUGCAAGAGAUUGCGGAUCAUGAAAAGCUCAGAGGCAAUUGGGCUAGCUCCAAGGGCCAUAAACAAGUGCAAGAACCAAAAUUAACAACUCAAAGAUCGACCGUCCAAUGGUUUCUACAUCGACGACCAUCCUUUUUCUGCCCUCUUUGUAUCUGGAAUUAGACUAGAUGUGUAGCAUUCCCUGAAAGGGAGAGAGCUGGUUUAAGAUGUAACCGGUGAUAUCCAAGAUUUUUGUUUAGUGUUACCUACGUAAAUUGUUAGUGCUUGUUACUUGCA